AUGGGGCGGUUACGCUGGCAGGUGGUGGCGGUGGUGGCCGUGGGCCUCGCGCUCGCCCUGGAGGCGCUGCCCUCAGCCCUGCGUUGGUGGUGGGCCGGGCGGCGGCGGAGGCCACGGCACGAAGUUCUCUUCUUCCCCUCGCAAGUGACCUGCACCGAAGCCCUGCUGCGGGGGGCGGGCCCUGGGCCAUCGGCACCCCCAGCAGGCUGCCGGUGCGGCCUGCCCCAUGGCGAGAGCUCCCUGAGCCGCCUCUUGCGCGUCUUGCUGGCUGCCCGCGUGAGCCUGGAGCUUUGCCUCUUCGCUUUCUCCAGCCCGCAGCUGGGCCGGGCGGUGCAACUGUUGCACCAGCGCGGGGUGCGCGUCCGUGUCGUCACUGACUGCGACUACAUGGCACUCAAAGGCUCGCAGAUCGGCCUGCUUCGCAAGGCAGGUAUUCAGGUGCGACAUGACCAGGACCUGGGCUACAUGCACCACAAGUUUGCAAUCGUGGACAAGAAGGUGCUGAUCACCGGCUCCCUCAACUGGACCACACAAGCCAUUCAGAACAAUAGAGAAAAUGUUUUGAUUAUGGAGGAUGAAGACUAUGUAAGGCUUUUUCUGGAAGAAUUUGAGCAUAUUUGGGAAGAGUUUAACCCUACAAAGUAUACUUUUUUCCCACAAAAGAAGAGAAGUCACUGA
This is a messenger RNA of Phyllostomus hastatus (greater spear-nosed bat), 678 nucleotides long. RefSeq names its product phospholipase D family member 6 (gene PLD6). Gene Ontology annotation, cellular component: mitochondrion. The transcript has 2 exons. The coding region runs from base 1 to 678 and encodes 225 amino acids. Gene Ontology annotation, biological process: piRNA processing. NCBI's taxonomy places the organism in Eukaryota, Metazoa, Chordata, Mammalia, Chiroptera, Phyllostomidae. The record is from RefSeq and is a predicted model, not a curated record. Gene Ontology annotation, molecular function: RNA endonuclease activity producing 5'-phosphomonoesters, hydrolytic mechanism.